AUGUCUGAAUACACUAUAAUUAACGACUACCCGAGGCUUAUCAUUUUUAUAACAUCAAAUUCAUCUUGUAAGACAUGUGAACAUUGCUUGUUCGUUAAUAUCCCGACGUUCACCGAUUAUUUAGAUAAACAUGAACUUAAAAAGAAGGUGCCAAACUGCUUUGUUAUUUUUCGGUGUGCUUUAACUUGGUCACGCCAAAAAACUUGGAAAUGCGCCAAUUCGGGAUGUCUUCUCCACACAUCACUCGAUCGAAACGGAUGUUCCAAGCUGGCUUCGAAUAUUUGGAAGCAAUUAAAUACAGAAACUAAAAAUCUGUUCAAGGAGCUAUAUAAACAAUUAGUUGCGUUUAAUACAACUUUACCGAAUACUAAUACUGAAUAUUCCUUAAACACAGCACCAAAUUUGCUCAACUAUUUUGAUAACUUUUGGGGCUAUUAUUAA
This is a messenger RNA of Ambispora leptoticha, 441 nucleotides long. The record is from the annotation of a GenBank genome assembly. Lineage: Eukaryota; Fungi; Glomeromycota; Glomeromycetes; Archaeosporales; Ambisporaceae.